AUGGCUCACAUACACGAGGAGGCGCAUGGCGCCGAUGACAAACAGCCCAACGAGUACAGUACGCCAGCUGGCUCGUCGACUAUGGAGCCUACGGCCGGCCCAUCUCAUCAGGAGCCGGAAGAAUACGAUGUCGAAACAGUCGAGAGGGUUUACAGGAAGCUCGACCUUCGAAUCAUUCCAGCAUUCUGGACGCUCUACUUCCUUUGCUCUGCCAUCAGGUCCAAUAUUGGAAUCGCGCAAACAAUGAAUGCCGCUCAGGGUCAUGACUUGAUGUCCGUCCUCGGCCUCACAGCUAAAGACACAUCAACCGCCUUGGCUCUUUUCUACGUGGCCUAUGUCAUCUUCGACUGCCCCUCCAAUCUGGUGAUGGCCAAGCUGAGCCCUCGCAUCUGGAUGGCUCGCAUUGUCAUUGCCACCGGUAUCAUUGGCACCUGCUUCGCUGCCGUGCAGAGCGCCUGGAGUGUCAAGCUUCUACGAUUCUUGCUCGGUGUUGUGAUUGCGGGCAUGUGGCCUGGAAUGUCGUACUACCUCACCUUGUUCUACCCGCCUUCUCGAACGGGUAAGCGAAUCGGCAUGUACUUCACUGCUGCCCAGCUCUCUGCUGCUGUGGUUGGCCUUGUGUCUGCUGGUUUCCAACUCAUGGAUGGUUUGGGAGGCCUCGUUGGUUUCCGCUGGAUGUUCCUCAUCUACGGCCUGGUGGCCGUGGUUCUUGGCUUUUGCCUGCUUUGGUGGCUUCCCGAUCGCCCUCUUCCUCCUGGGCAGAAGCGUCAGCGCUCAAGCUGGUUGAAGUGGCUUCCGGCAACCCCAGAAGCGCUUUCCGGCCAGGAUGCCGUCAUUCACUACAAUGACCUCCGACGGGUCUAUCACCCCAGGCCCUGGACUAUGAAGGAUCUUCUGCAGGUGCUAAUCGAUUGGCGCCUGUGGCCUUUGACUUUCAUGUACUUUGGCGUUGUUGGCGUUGGAAUCGGUACGCAGCUUUAUGGAUCUGUCAUCAUCCGCUCUAUUGUGCCCACGGCAACGAGCAUCCAAGUUAGCUUGCUUUUUGCUCCGAUCUGGAUCGUAAGUUCUUCGUAUUGUCUUGCAUGGGCACUCAUUAACAAGAUGCAGAUGGACUUGAUUGCGAUUCUCAUAAUGAUGCCAAUUUCAGAUCGAUUCCACGGCUACCGACCAUUUAUCUUCUCAGCUGCGGUUUGCCUUCAGAUCGCCGGUCUGCUUGUCGUAACUUUUGCUCUCGAUAAUGGUUGGGCUCGCUACGGUGGUCUUCUGAUGGUUGGAUUCGGUCUUGGCCCGACUGUUCCCAAUUGCAUGACAUGGACGAACGAGAUCUUCCAGCGCCGGCACGGUGAAGUCGGUGUUGCGGCUGCGACUGCUCUGGUGUCCGGCCUUGGCAACCUUGGAAGCAUUGUCACGACCUACGCUCUGUACACCGGAUGGCCAGAGGACGCCGUCAAGGGUCGUUAUCAGUACCGUCGCAGCAACUACGCAAUGAUCGGCAUUCUCUGCCUGAGUAUCGCCAGCAGCUUCGCCAUGUUCUUCCUGCUCAAGGUCUUCGGAAACAAGCCCGUGAACAAGAUUUCGAGCCUCGACUCCUCUAGUGAGAUUGAAGACGGCGCCGCGAGACGCGAGGCCCGGCAACGAGGCUUUGGAAAGUUGUUCCCUCGUUCCAACCAAAACCGGGAAGCCUAA
Molecule: messenger RNA, 1686 nt
Organism: Colletotrichum abscissum
Lineage: Eukaryota; Fungi; Ascomycota; Sordariomycetes; Glomerellales; Glomerellaceae
Product: major facilitator superfamily transporter
Exons: 4
Coding region: 1-1686 (561 amino acids)
Biological process (GO): biotin import across plasma membrane
Cellular component (GO): plasma membrane
Molecular function (GO): dethiobiotin transmembrane transporter activity; biotin transmembrane transporter activity; solute:proton symporter activity
Source: RefSeq, a predicted model, not a curated record